CUCGCAUUGCCUCUUGCCGGUGGUACUGUACAUACAACCUAACACCACCUCACCAUCUCCAAGCCUCAUAUUCCUCGCUACCUGACCUCUACCACGUCCUCUAACGCGCCUUAGCCUUCAUCAUGGGUUCCGAUUCACAGUUCAUAAAAUACCCGGAUCUCACCCUUGCCCAGCACAUCUUCUCUCUUGGUAUAACGCCUCGGACGCCGCAAACAGCGUCUAUCAACUACAUCCAGAAUGCAAUCAAGGAACAUAAGAUGGCGCCGUUAUAUAGGCACCUCGCUCACCCCAUCGAAGGUGUUCUCAACUCCGUCGGAGAAAGCUCAGCGCAACCUGCGAACCCUCCCUUGAAGGCCCCAUCCCGCCGGACUUCUCUUGUUUCCAGUAACCUACUCCCAUCUAAGAAGCUCCUGUCUUCGGGUAUCCUACCCUGGGACGAGGCACUGUAUGAGCAGCUCAAGGCAGACAAUGAGAAAGAGCUAGAAGAGUAUCAGAAGGAGGAAGAAGAGGCCGAAGAGAAGGCUGGCGAGACUGAGGUGCAGGCGGCUCGGAGCAAACGCGCGGAGUUUUGGGCCCGUGUUGGUGACAAGGAUAAAGCAAUUGCAGCCUACGAGACUGUCUUCGACAAAACCGGCCCGUUAGGAACCAAGAUCGACAUUGUUCUUGCCAUUAUCCGGAUCGGCCUAUUCUUCAAUGACAAGGCGUUUGUGAAGAAGCAAGUCGAGCGUGCAGACAUACUGGUGGAGAGUGGCGGUGACUGGGACAGAAGGAAUCGAUUAAAGGCGUACAAAGGCCUGCACCUCCUCACCGUCCGAUCCUACAAUCUCGCUGCACCUCUGCUGCUUGACAGCCUCUCCACUUUCACGAGUUACGAACUAUGCAGCUACUCUUCACUGGUCGUCUACGCAGUUCUCGCGGGCUCACUGUCGCUCAAGCGUGUGGAUUUCAAGGCUAAGGUUGUGGACGCGCCCGAAAUCAAAGCCAUUCUGGGGAAUAAUGAAGAGAAAGCACCGGGGGCAGACGAAGAAAUGAAAGAUGUGUCUUCGGCCACGGCCGAACGUGCUUCUGGACUGGUGAAUUUGAACACUCUGGGGACCGGUUCGGCGGUGGAAUCGCAGACCGAGGCACCAAUGGAUUUCUCGUCUCUGGCAGGACUGGUGAACAGCUUGUACAGUGGCAAUUACCGCAACUUCUUCCUUGCCCUGGCGGCGGUGGAAGAGAACUUCUUGACGCAGGACCGAUAUCUGUAUGAGCACCGGGCCUGGUUUGUCCGCGAGAUGCGCCUGCGGGGUUACCAACAACUCCUGCAGUCAUAUCGUGUAGUGGGCUUGGCCACCAUGGCCCAAGCAUUUGGGGUCAGCGUGGAUUUCUUGGACAGAGAUCUGGCCAAGUUUAUCGCGGGUGGUCGAGUGAGCUGUACCAUUGACCGAGUGCAGGGGGUAAUUGAGACGACACGUCCCGAUGACAAGAACAAACAAUAUGCCGACGUGGUAAAGCAGGGAGAUGCGCUUAUCACCAAGUUGCAGAAAUAUGGCCAGGCUGUGAGACUACGAGGCAGCGAGCGAGCAUAGAGUCGAAGCAUAAAUCAGGAUCUCAUCGGCGUGUGUUCAUUUCAGCGGACGGCAUACAGGCGGGCGAAGAUGCGUCUGGCGUUGAAGGGUUUUGGUACAGAAAAGGCUGCGUCUUGACACGUUGACUCUGUAGAGAAUGCAAAUUGCCAGGCAAGCAUGGUCUUCAUUUGGGCGACGUAAGUAGCAGAGAGUCUACAGGCCUACCAGCACUACCUAGUAAUACUGUACCUUUUGUCGUUUCUAGAUGUGUUGUAAUAGUACAUCAAGUCGUAGGUGUGGUUAAUCGCAGGGGUUCCAUAGGCGCAGGGAACCCCCAC
Exophiala dermatitidis NIH/UT8656 is the source of this 1888-nucleotide messenger RNA. Its product is annotated as 26S proteasome regulatory subunit N7. Lineage: Eukaryota; Fungi; Ascomycota; Eurotiomycetes; Chaetothyriales; Herpotrichiellaceae. The transcript has 2 exons. The record is from RefSeq and is a predicted model, not a curated record. The coding region runs from base 123 to 1571 and encodes 482 amino acids. Gene Ontology annotation, biological process: proteasome-mediated ubiquitin-dependent protein catabolic process. Gene Ontology annotation, cellular component: proteasome regulatory particle.